Mycosarcoma maydis (corn smut) is the source of this 2289-nucleotide messenger RNA. RefSeq lists its product as uncharacterized. Gene Ontology annotation, cellular component: mitochondrial inner membrane. The record is from RefSeq and is a predicted model, not a curated record. The transcript has a single exon. Gene Ontology annotation, biological process: lipid homeostasis; mitochondrion organization. NCBI's taxonomy places the organism in Eukaryota, Fungi, Basidiomycota, Ustilaginomycetes, Ustilaginales. The coding region runs from base 1 to 2289 and encodes 762 amino acids.
AUGUUGCGAACCGGAGUAUCGGCCGCUCUUACAGCGACUACACUAUCGAUUCCCCACACGGGACGAACAUGCUUGCAUGUCACACGAGCCAGCCGGCUGCCUUGGGGCGCCGCGCUCUCGCAUCCUCGCAUGUCCUGCCAAUCAAGGUCCUUCGGCAUUACUACACGCCUCUAUGCAUCCCCUCAAGACCCUCGUUCAUCGACAUCACAGGAUGCGGCAUCAUCUUCCCAAAAGAAGACCAAGCAUUACGACUCCAGGCCUUUCAAGAAACAGUAUCCGCCUGUGCGUCCACAGCCCAAGCCCAUCAACUUUGAUCAACCUGCGAUUCCCAACCCACACGAGACUGCGGCAGCCCACGCCGCCUUUCGUCGCAAUAGCCGCCGAUUCGGAGCCGCAGCGCUGAUAGCCGUCAUCAUCGGUCUUGCUGCGUACAAAUUCCGGGAUGUCGUUCAUCUUGAUGGGCCUCAAGCUCAUAUCAAGGGGCUGCAGCUCCCACACGACGAAAUGGAACGACAAGUCCGCGAAGCUCAAAAGUCGCAGGCCAAUGGCGCCAACUUCGCUUUGCUCGCUCUCACCCGCUCUACCACUAUCGCCAAAGCCGUUGCACUUUGCGUUUGGGACUACCGUUCAACGCUGAGCAAAACGCAUGCGUCUACCGCCGAUGAGGCUGAGGAACUUCGACAGUGCCACCUGCGCUCUGCUCACCGCAUCUUGGCAGCCUUACAAGCCAAUGGUGGUCUCUACGUCAAGCUUGGCCAGCAUCUUUCCGCUGUCAUUCUGCUGCCCGUAGAAUGGACUUCUACGCUUCGCCCUCUGCAAGACCAGAAUACGCCAACUCCACUUCCCGAGCUCGAGGCCAUGUUCAGAACCGAGACAGGUAUGAGCUUCGACGAAGCCUUCAGCGAGAUCGACCCAAAGCCCAUUGGUGUUGCCUCUCUUGCUCAAGUGCACCGCGCCGUCGAUCGCAAGACCGGUCAAAUGCUCGCCAUCAAGAUGAUGCAUCCCGACGUCGAGCGCUUCUCCGAUGUCGACAUGAAGACCGUAACUGUGCUCGUCAAGUGGGUAAAGCGUCUCUUGCCCGAGUUCAGCUUCGAAUGGCUUGCCGACGAAAUGAACGAAAACAUGCCUCUCGAGAUGGACUUCCGCCACGAAGCACAGAACGCAAAGAGAGCCGACGAUGACUUUGCCGAGUACCGCACCACAUCCGUCUACAUUCCCAAGGUCAAAUACGUCUUCAAGCGCGUCAUGGCCAUGGAGUUCAUCGACGGCCGUCGACCUGAUGAUUUGCGCUACCUCGCUGAGCACAACAUCGACCGCAAUCGCGUCAGCCAAGAGCUCUCGCGCGUCUUCUCCCAGAUGCUCUAUCUACAUGGCUUCUUCCAUGCCGAUCCACACGGCGGCAAUGUCUUGAUCCGACCGGCUCAACCCGGCAGUCGAUCAAGAUACAAUUUUGAGGUUGUUCUCCUCGACCACGGUCUCUACUUUGACAUCGAUCCAGAGUUGCGCGCCAACUAUGCCAGAUUCUGGCUAUCACUUCUCAGACGUGCCAGCCCAGAAGUCACGGCCGAGCGACGCAGAUACGCCAAGCUUAUCGCCAACAUCGACGAUGACCUCUAUCCGAUCUUGGAGAGUGCCAUCACCGGUCGAGCAGGCUUGGAAGGCAGUGAUCCCAACAACCCACGCGGAGUGAAAAAUCGUCAUCGAGCUGGCAGCCUAUUAGAGAUGGACGGCGGAAGUAACUUAACCGAUGACGAGCAAGAACACAUACGCAAAACGGUCAUGGAGAAGGAGGGACUCUUCGUCUCGAUUCUUGAGCUCCUCCGCCGUCUGCCGAGAAGAAUGCUCAUGGUCUUGAAAUUGAAUGACCUCACGCGCUCGCUCGAUGCCAGCUUGCACACCACUCACGGCCCUACGCGUCCCUUCCUCAUCGCCGCCCGCCUCUGUGCACUCGCUGUAUAUCGCGACGACCUCAAGCAGCUUAAGGAAAGACGCGAUAGCGGCCGCGCCAGUCUGCUCACUUCACUCUCGCUGUGGAAGGACUAUGUGCGCGCAUGGUGGUCAUAUGUUUACUUCUAUCGUGGACUCGCGAUGAUCGAGAUCGCCUCCGACAUCCGUGCUAGGUGGAAAAAGAUAGUUCAAUUCGGUUCCAACAGGGUAGGAAGAGGGGGAAGCGCAGAGAAGGCUAAAAGCGCUGCGGCUGGAUUGCACGAUCAGGCGGAAAGAGAUCUCAAGGAGGACGAAGAUCGCAAGCGUGCUCAGCUUGCUUUGGAGAAAGAGCCGAGGCUCUGA